Messenger RNA from Homarus americanus (American lobster), 1659 nucleotides. RefSeq names its product ADP-ribosylation factor-like protein 4C. The transcript has a single exon. The coding region runs from base 244 to 858 and encodes 204 amino acids. Gene Ontology annotation, cellular component: cytoplasm. The record is from RefSeq and is a predicted model, not a curated record. Gene Ontology annotation, molecular function: GTP binding; GTPase activity. Gene Ontology annotation, biological process: vesicle-mediated transport; intracellular protein transport. NCBI's taxonomy places the organism in Eukaryota, Metazoa, Arthropoda, Malacostraca, Decapoda, Nephropidae.
GGCUCACUCUGCACGGCACGCACGUCCAGGCGACAGUAGCCAGCUGCACACGCUAGAGGUUGGUUGUGUCUCCUCUUGAGUCUCCAGCUUUAUCACUUGACCCUGAAGGCACAGUAAACACCGCGUCUCUUCUUCAGGCAACAUUAACAUAGUGCCAGACUGUGUUGAUAAGGAAGUUGUGAAGUGAUCUGACUGGUGCAGGCGACUACUUCAGGAGCUUGGUGACUUGUGUGGCAGUACAGUAUGGGCGUGAGUCGCGUGAUGGAGGCGGCACAGUCCCUGGUGUUGGGGCUGGUGGCGCUGGUCACCGGGCCGCCACACGUAGUCCUCGUCGGCCUCGACUCCUCCGGCAAGACGACGGCGCUGCUGAGGCUCAAGUACGGCCAGUACGUGAACGCCGUGCCCACUGUGGGCUUCAACUGUGAGAAGGUGCGGUGUGGGGGAGGCCACUGGCUGGUGUGGGACGUGGGGGGCGCUGAGCGGGUCAGGCCCCUCUGGAGGUCAUACACCAGGGCCACGGACGCUCUUGUUUUCGUGGUGGACUCGAGUAGCAGUAUGGACCGCCUGGAGGAGGCCCGCCUGGAGCUACAUAGAAUGACGCGGCAGCAGAGUAGUGAGUGUGUGGCGCUCAACAGGGCCCGACCGCCCCUUCUGGUUCUGGCCAACAAGCAGGACCUGCCAGGGGCCAAAGACACCCAGCAGCUGGCCAAGUCUCUCGGCCUGACAGACCUACCCCACUGCCAGCCCUGGGCUGUGGCCGCCGCCUGCGCCGUGACGGGCGAGGGACUGGACGACGCUAUGGUCGCCCUACACCACCUGCUGCUCAAAACCAGGAAGAUGCACAGGUCCAGGAAGUGAGCACAGGUGUCUCAGGAAGUGAAGACCUUACAGGUCACAACAAAUGUGUUACAGUUGUGGUCAAGUCACCAAGUCAUGGCACCAAAGAAACGAUCUGACCGACUGAACCACAUUAAAGGGGUCAAGGCAGUCAGUCGCAUCUGUGGCAUCUGCAGGUCACUUGGACAGCGGCUACAGGUCACCACAGGUCCACCAGUGACCUCAACAGGCACACACUGUUUAUGUUCAUGACGGCCAUACAAGUCAUAAACAAUAGAGUAAACAAUUCUCCAUCUGGACAGUGGAGAGAAUUUUUGCAACAUUAGAUAUUGAAAUGAAAUAAUUUAGCAGAUUUAAACAGUGAGAAGUUGGCAACUGUUGAGUGAACUUUGCAAUUGCAGACACAAAUGAUCAGACUGUGAUUAUUGGAUACUUAAAUUGUGCUAUUUGGUAUAUUGAAAUGGUAGAUAAUUAUUACAAAACAGAAAAUGGAUAAAACUUUGUAAUAACUGACAGAAAAUGAAGAACGUUUUGCAGUUUUAUGACAGUGAAACCGAGUAAAUAGUUGCAGAUUUGGGAUGAUCAAUAUUUUGUUGCAAUUUUGGACAGUGAAAUGGUUGGAUACUGACAGAAACGGAGAUAAUUAUUUAGACAGGGACAAUCUUAAAUAUUGUGUGAACAGUGAACACAACAGUGCUUUAGACAGAUAAACAACAGAAGAAUAUGAACAACUUGACAGUACAAUAGACAGAAAUCGAGGCAUUGGACAAUACUGUAAACCGGACACACUUGAACAGAAAGGAGUAUUGGACGGUGAUGGAC